Messenger RNA from Helobdella robusta, 5332 nucleotides. RefSeq lists its product as hypothetical. Bases 1 to 4536 code for a protein of 1511 amino acids. The record is from RefSeq and is a predicted model, not a curated record. NCBI's taxonomy places the organism in Eukaryota, Metazoa, Annelida, Clitellata, Rhynchobdellida, Glossiphoniidae. Gene Ontology annotation, molecular function: serine-type endopeptidase inhibitor activity. The transcript has 24 exons.
AUGGUACGUUGUCUGAGGGGCUCUGAGGUUUCGAACGAAUGCGAGGAAUACAACAAGCCCCUGGAGUCUGUGGCCUGCAAUGAACACCACUGCCCUACCGUUUGUCCGGUCAUAAAAUGUUAUACUAAAUGCCAGUUUGGUUACUACGUCAAUAGCAAAGGCUGUUCAACCUGCCAAUGCAUUGAGAUUAAUUUUAUCUACAACGAACUUCCAUGCGAAACUUCGCAAUUCGGAUGUUGUCCGGAUGGCGUAACUCCAGCAACGGGCCCCAACCAAUGCGACUACCCCACCCACAUCCCAAGUGGGCAAGACCCCGAGAGUUGCCACUACUCUCAAUUUGGGUGUUGUCCUGACGGAAUCACGCGUGCCCAAGGAUAUUAUCAAGAAGGAUGUCCCUACGAAGAGCCACACUGCCAGCAGACUGAACACGGAAUGCAGUGCACACACACGACGACAAGGCCACACGACGUCUUUUAUUGCAAUGAAGCAGAGUAUGGAUGCUGUCCGGAUGGGUAUAACUUCGCCUUGGGACCAAAUUUUUCAGGAUGUCCCGAAGUAGAUUGCUCCAAGACAUAUUACGGGUGCUGCUUGGAUGGUAUGAGAGUCGCCAGCGGUCCGAAUUUUGAAGGCUGCCAUCUUGAACCGGAAGGAGCUUACGAUCCCAACCGUGUGACGGAUUCCAGAGAACCUGUCACUCAGGAACCAUUCCAAAUAAACUGCCAGGACACGGAAUAUGGAUGCUGUAUGGAUGGGAUGACGAUGGCCACUGGUCCGCAUUAUGCCGGCUGUCCCUUGCAACACCGCAAGAAGGGUGUCUGCUUCCUACCAUCUGAACCCGGAAGCUGCAACGACCACGUCGUCAAACACUACUAUGACUCGCAAUCCGGAGAAUGCAAGAGUUUCUGGUACGGCGGGUGUGGGACGAAUGGGAACAUGUUCAAUUCGGAAGAGGAGUGCAAACAAGAGUGUGUAUUGCCUGAAGAUAUCGACGUCUGCCACCUGCCCGCCGUGACUGGGCCAUGCAGGGGACGCUUCCACAAAUGGUACUUCGACCACAACACCAACCAAUGCCAGCAAUUCCAGUACGGCGGCUGUCUCGGAAACGACAACCGAUUCGAAACGGAAGAGGACUGCAUGAGUAGAUGCGUUGAACCUGCCACCAGAGUUUGUUCCCUUGCAGCGGACCAGGGACCCUGCACAUCGGUCAUACAAUCGUGGUUCUUCAACCAAACAACUGACCAGUGCGAAAGAUUUUAUUACGGUGGCUGUGAGGGCAACCUGAAUAGAUUCAGUGAGAAGAAAAAAUGCGAAGAUGCAUGUUUGGCUCCUAAAAAGGAAAGCAUGAAUAUAUGCAGCCUGCCAAAAGAUGCCGGCGACUGCAGCAGUUACAUGGAGAAGUGGUAUCACGAUGUCGCCGAUGGAGUCUGCAAGAAGUUCAUCUACACCGGCUGCCGUGGAUCGCUCAACCGAUUCGAUUCCGAGUUCGAAUGUAUGACAUCCUGUAAUGCUAAAGAGCCACCCAGAGAUGUUUGCUUACAGCAGUACGAUGCUGGCCCAUGCCGCGACUUCACAAUGAAGUUCUUCUGGAGUAAGGAACAUCAGGCCUGCUCUACCUUCUACUAUGGUGGUUGUGGAGGAAAUGACAACAGGUUCGAGACUGUGGGUGAGUGCGAAGCCGCUUGCUCUCCACACGCUUCUACCACAGAGGCAUCACGCCGAACUGACUCUGACCACACAGCCGCUGACGAUUACAUGAUCCCUGUCUCCUGUAGACAGCCGCCGGAGUAUGGAACCUGCCAGCGUAGCUUGUUGCGCUGGCACUUUGACUACGCAACCAGAACCUGCAACCAAUUUCAAUACUCUUCUUGUGGAGGCAACAACAACAAGUACGUCUCGGAAAAUGCCUGCCUGCGUUUCUGUCACCCUGAUUAUUACCAUGUUCGAUCAGGAUCAAGAGAUGUUGAUACCACGGAAGCUGGAGGAGAUGGGGAGGUUUUACCACCGUCAAAAUUAGACGUCUGCCAGCAGCCACAGGACGUCGGCCCGUGUGAUGCUUGGGUACUCAAGUGGUCCUUCGACCACUCGAAACAGAUAUGCGAGGCAUUCUGGUACGGCGGUUGCCAGGGUAACGACAACAAGUUUGACCAGGAAGCAGAUUGUACGGCCAGAUGUAUGGGCGCUACCACAGUCACGGAGUACGUACCUUACGUACCCCCAGUUGAAAAAGAUUACUGGACCGCCGAAGAAGGCUCCAAAAAGGAAGGGGAGACUGAAGUCGUUGUACUGCCCAGUGAACCCGUUGAAUUGUGCAUGCAAGAGAGUUCCGCUGGCACAUGCGGGGACUGGGAAAUCAAAUGGUACUACAACAGCAGCAAACAAUCUUGCUUCCAGUUUUGGUACGGUGGCUGCAACGGUAACGAAAACAGAUUUGAUGACGAAGAAAGCUGCGUCAGCCGAUGCGCGCCGUUCGAUGCGUCUGAAUCCGACUCUUAUGUCGUCGCCCUCGGCUGGCCGUCGCACGCCGAGGCAGGUCCCAAUGACGAUGGAAAUAAUACUCCCCUGGUAUUACCAGAUGUACAUGUCGAUGUAUGCACAUUGAAAGAGGACAUGGGUACGUGCGACACAUACGAGCUUUUCUGGUACUACGACACGACCGUUGGCUACUGUGUCAACUUUUACUACGGUGGGUGUGGCGGAAAUGGAAACAGAUUCCAGACCAAAGAGGAGUGUGAGUCCAGGUGCCUAAUGACUGCUCCGGUUCCUACCCAUCCAGAAAUCGUCCCGAUCGCCAACCACUGCUACUUAUCUGUUGAGCCUGGAAACUGCCACAACCACCAGGUGAGGUUUUUCUGGGAUGAAUCGAACAAGCAGUGCCGUCCCUUCGUCUACAGCGGCUGUGAUGGGAACGAGAACAACUUCGAAACUGCUGAACAAUGCUACAGUCAGUGCGGUGUCAACGUUCAAACCGAGAGACGAAUUGCUUAUGCAAGAUCUACCUGUUUUGAACCAAAAGAUGACACGACAGUUUGUGGCGAGUACCAGAUGAGAUUUUCGUUCGAUUUAGGCUCGCAAGCCUGUAUCGGUUACUACUAUGGCAGUUGUCCUAACCCGGUCAACAGCUUCAUCACCUACGAAGACUGCCAGGCUAUCUGUCUGCCUGAGCUGAUUUUGGAAGAGGCCAAAGUUUACCCAACUGGCAAUGUUCAUGUUGGGCACGAGCAACACGUUGAAAGUCACCACAGCACUGACCACGUCGAAGGUCGUAUAGAAGGUCAAGAAGAUAAUUUUGUAGGUUAUGAAGAGGGAGGUUAUGGUGAAGAUUAUCGUGAAAACAUGGUGGUAAAUCCUAGCUACCAUGAACCAGUUUCUGUGACUGAACCAACUUUGGCGGUAGAUGAACCUAGUGUUGGAGAAAACUUCAUAAAAUACGGUGACAAGAAUGUGACGAUGUAUAUCAAAGCAGUGGGAGGUAAUGGUAUGCGGUUGGGCGGGCUCAAAGUGAUAGAGUGCCACCUAUUUUACAAAGCACCACCUGGACGCAGCUUCUCCUACAAGUUCUUCAAGGAUGGCCAGCCAAUUUACGUGAGCACGGAUGAGGACGGUCCCUUCAGAGGCGGUGGAUUCCAAAUAUCCAUCCAAAAUAUCGACGAGAGUGAUGUUGGCAUUUAUCACAGCGAGGUCGAGUUGGAGCCUGGUGUUACACUUGUAUCUGCCAAGCUAGCUCUCUUCCUGGAACACGAGAAACCCUAUGUACACCAUGAAUACGAGUACGAGCAGACUGACACACAAAUGGACAUCAUCACACCAGCAACUAGCGAAUCAACCGUUGACAUCAGCAUCAUGGAAUCUGACGAUGGCGUGACAGCCAAAUGUUAUGGUAACCUCAACUACGGAGCCUUAGUUUGGCUGGAACUUGAUAACGUUAAAGUAGACAGCGCCGCGGUUAACAUGCACGGGUUUGCCAUGAUUCCUAUCCCUGAACCAGAAACAGGUAACUACAAGUGUGUGGCUUUCUUGGAAAAUGGUCAGAAGAUUAUGUCCAACGAAAAAUUUUAUGAAUCAAGUCUGGAAGUUUUUGCUACUCUGAUCUCCGAUCAUGAUUAUCUGCACGUCAAUGACAAAUUGCACAUGCAGUGCGAUCUUGAGAGUCCGAAUCCAUACGACGAGAAUGAAGCCAGCUACAAAUUCAAAAAAUACGAUCCCGAGACUGGUUUCCUCUUGUCCGAACACGACACUGGCAAACUAAAAUUCUUUGAAAUCUAUUCAGUAACCGAGGCAGAUGCUGGCAGAUUCACGUGCACAGUAACAUACGGCAAUGAUGGGCGGGUGAUCGUCUCGAACGGCCUCACUAUCACUGUUAAGAGCAAUGAAACAACAGCAAAAGAACAAAUGGGGUGUUUAGGUGAUAGCACAAAUGCCGACUGUCAAGCGGUUGUACUGAAUAAUCUCUGCGCAGUUGAAUAUCUCAGAGAUUUAUGCUGUGCCUCUUGUAGGCAGUACAAUGAAAACGGCCUGUUGGAGGACUCCAAAAAAUAAUAAUGACUUCAUUUAUAUAUAUAUAUAUAUAUAUAUAUAUACAUAACUAGCUAAAUUACAUACUAUCACAAGUUAAUAUAUAUUAAAUGUUCUAUAUUUAUAUCAAAUAUAUUUUAGUAUUUUUUAUUUAAUUAUAAAACAACGACAUUAACAAGACAACGAUUGCACGACACAUACACGCACACAAGCACACGCACGCACAAGUAUUUGUAACAAUUUUCACUAACGUCUUACACGCACUAACGCGCACACAUGAAUGUUAUCUAAAGUUGAAAAAUGAAUUUAAGUUGAAAAAUGAAUUUUUCUUACACUCUGUAGCUGUUUUGAGUCGUUGUUUAGAUCGUUUGUUGAGUUUUUUUAUUAGAAUUUAUUUAUGGAUAUAUUUUCCGCUAAGCUGAACUUGUUCUUUUUUUGAAUAUGCACAAAUUUUAAUACUUCAUAUAAGCCUUCCUACUUGUUUCAAUUUUAUGCAUCAAUAUGUAUCAACUGAUAGUCCAUUUUUUAGAUUUCAUGUUAAUAUUUUGUGUAAUUCUCAUCAAAAAUUAUCACCAUUAAGUGCCUUCAUAACCAAAUGUUUUAACUAAACAGCAAUCAAGUUAUUUCAGUUUGGUGCUGACCAAAUUAACUGAAUCAAAGCAAAUGUAGUAACAUUUCAAUUUGAAUGUGCAAUAUUAUCCGGACCAAAUAAUUAGAAUGUAAGGCUUAUUGAGAUUAAAUAAAAUUUGUUUUAAUUAAAUCUGUUUUUUAUGAAUAAAAAGCUUUUUUGAUUUUUUAAAAUUACACUCUUGCACCAAUA